AUGCUCCUAAGGAAGAAGUUUGGCAAUGAAUACCGCAUGAUAUUCGCCUAUGAGACAAAAGCUUUAGACUGACCAAACGUAAGAGGUGAGGAUGGUGCGGCUUUAGAACGCUUUUCGAUUUUUUUGGAAAGCUGUAAAGGCGCUGUGUCAGGAAGCCGAUAUAGGUUAAGGUUCGAUCAGCUGGGAAACACUCAAAAGUUAGUGCUCAAGCUUCCCUACAAUCUGAGAGAGGGAUGGCUUCGCGCACCCAACGACAUUAUUGAGUUACAGUCAAAGCCUGUGGACUUCAGCGACCUCAUUGCUUUUGUUGAUCUGGAAGCUAGCAUAGUAACCAAUCCAGUCUUUGAUAGGAUCUCUGACAGCGUUAAUCCAGCGACUGGUCAGCGGUCAUGCGGUGGCAAGACAGCCCUAAAGGAGCCUGAAAAUUUCAGUUUCCUAACGCAAAUAGACGGAUGUGAAUGUUCCCCCAAGCGAGACAGGCCUGCCUGA
This is a messenger RNA of Pocillopora meandrina, 489 nucleotides long. The record is from the annotation of a GenBank genome assembly. Lineage: Eukaryota; Metazoa; Cnidaria; Anthozoa; Scleractinia; Pocilloporidae.